Archocentrus centrarchus (flier cichlid) is the source of this 2892-nucleotide messenger RNA. RefSeq names its product transcription regulator protein BACH1-like. Gene Ontology annotation, biological process: regulation of transcription by RNA polymerase II. NCBI's taxonomy places the organism in Eukaryota, Metazoa, Chordata, Actinopteri, Cichliformes, Cichlidae. The transcript has 5 exons. Bases 130 to 2061 code for a protein of 643 amino acids. Gene Ontology annotation, molecular function: DNA-binding transcription factor activity, RNA polymerase II-specific; RNA polymerase II cis-regulatory region sequence-specific DNA binding; protein binding. The record is from RefSeq and is a predicted model, not a curated record.
CUCAUCCAAAGUGUCACAUGACUUCAGUAAAAGCAGGCUCGCAAUGAGAAGAAGCGUCUUUUCCCUGUACCAAAAUUUACUAAUGGCAGUGUUAUCCAGGUAGCACGAUAGGCUGAGCUCAUAAGAAGCAUGACGCUCCAACCUUCUCGCACAUCGGUGUUCACCUUUCAGUCUGCAGUGCACAGCGCCCAUGUUCUGCAGUGUCUGAAUGAGCAGAGGCAGCACGACAUCCUGUGUGAUGUGACGGUGGUGGUGGAAGACAGGUGUUUCCGUGCUCAUUGCUCUGUCUUGGCUUCUUGCAGCGAGUACUUUAAUACCAGGCUUACCAGUGCCACCACACAGAAUCCCAUCAUCACCUUGCCACAUGAGGUGACCGUGCAGGGGUUUGAACCUUUGCUUCAAUUUGCCUACACAUCCAAGCUCCUCUUUACCAAAGAAAACAUUCACGCUAUUCACAGCAGUGCUGAGUUUUUAGGAUUUCGCAACUUGGAGUCAACAUGCUUUGAUUUCCUCAUCCCAAAGUUUUCCGAGAGCAAAAAAAACUCACAAGAGGUCAAGCAAAGAGCCUGCUGCCAGAGCCGGGAUCCCAGUGUGAGUUUUGGCCCCCGUGUAGAGAGUAGCCAACCAGAAUCAUUUGAGUCACACAGCUCAGUGCCUUCAGGAGGUGAUGAACAAACAGACUUCUCGUCACAGGGUCCGACAAACAGCAGGGAGGAACACUUCUGUUUGGACAACUGUGGACCACAAAUGGCCCCCUUAUCUCUGGAGUUAACAGGAACUGGCAUGUGCCCCAUGUUGGCUUUGCCUUGCCCACACUCUGACAAGGCAGAAGAUCCCUCUCAGUUUUGCGAAAGAGACAUUUUAGAGAUGGGAGACGUGUGUAAUCAAAGUGAGAUGAGUUUGGCAGACUGCAGCUUAUCCUGUGAGCUGUCAACCUCAGGGGAUGCGAAUCCACCAGAACUCAUUGAGCCAGCAGGCAGAGAAAUUAAACAAACUGUUGAGAUGCCUGAUGCAGACACCAAUUGUAACCCUAGCUCAUGUCCACUUGAGGCUUCAGGGGCAGAAGAUUCCGGUACUUUAUUAAAGCAGAGCGAGGCUUGCUUUGAACAGGAAAUGACGGGGGAUCUUUCAGACUCAAACACACUGACUCCUCUGAGCCAUGAAGAUAAAUAUGGAGAGAGAAGUCGUGUGGAGCGAGAGGUGGCCGAACAUCUGGCCAAGGGGUUCUGGCCUGACCUGUGCCCGUCUCAGGUUCCACCACUUCCUCUGGAUCCAGUAGAACAAAAUAAUCUGGCAAGGGCAUCUGACUUUCACUGGCUUAAGCAGCUGGAUCUGACCGCCAGCGUAGGAGACUGUCCCUUCCUCAGGGAUCUUGGAACAGAUGAUGCGGCUGCGCACACCGACAGCUUGUCUCAGGCAGAGAGGAGUCCAUACAUGUCCUCCUCGCUAAACUCUGCCGACGACUCAGACCUGGACACCGAUGGCGAUACUGAGGCCAACAACAAAAGAGCAGCAGAGGUUCAGCUUCCAUUCCCAGUGAAGGAAAUCUCAACAGUGAGCCGGAGUGCAUUUCAGAAGCUUCUGAAGAAGUAUACCCUAACUCAGGAGCAGCUGGACUUCGUCCAUGAUGCCCGUCGACGAAGUAAAAACCGCGUGGCUGCACAGCGGUGCCGAAAGAGAAAACUGGAUAGCAUACACCAGCUGGAAUGUGAAAUCGAAGGAUUAGAAAGCGAGAAAGAGCGGCUGCUGCAGGAGCAGACAGAACUAAAGCGAAAUCUCGAGGAAAUGCAGCAGAGCAUUUGCGGCUUGUGUAAAAGCGCCGAAUUUGGCUCCGAUCAGGACCAGUUGAAGAUCCUUGCCAGGUUCUCCUCGCCAGACUUUCCCAUCUCCUCUCCCAGCCUUGUCCCGGCCACUGAAAUGGUAAGUUCGGAGUUUGAGCAGAGGGGACAAACUGUACGGUCAGUUCAAAUCGCUGAGCCGCAGGCCGGCGCCGAGGACACGAGCUGCCCGGUUCCCGCAUCUUUGAUCAGCGCCUGUCUGGACAUGAACAGCAGUUUAUAGGAACUAGACCUAAACGCCAUUGUCACUUCUAAUUAUGCAGGCCCAGAGGUCAAAGGGUCAAACUGGGUUCUGUACUGUAAUCCUCUUUUGGGAUAGAGAUGCUUUCCUGUGUGUUUCACUGAGUAAUCGUCUCCCUGAUGGAAGCAUCUUAAGCUGACAGAGACUUGUCAGCCAUUUCCUUUGCUGUACUUCUAAUCUGCAUUUCACUGUAGUAAAAGCAUUAUCCAGUAUUCAGUGUUUUGAAGGUGCAGGUAGUUUUCAGGUAAUUCCUAAAAGUUUCCAUUUGAAAAUUAAGGGGGAAGUUUCUUAAAAGUAAGUUUGCUUUUCUCAGGGAAACUCAUAACCUGACCGUGUUUCUCUGCACACCCACACAGGAGAGUUUUCAAAUCACGCUAAUGAGUCUGUUGUUGUAAUUGUAACACGUACUGUAUUAAUAUUUGCAUCUAUGCUGUUUCUUUGAUUAAGUAUGCAUAGAACUAACUGAACCUUUCAUAACAGACUGUAAGAAAUUUUCACAGCUAGUGUAACUUUUCAACAGAAUUAUUUGAAUACUAAUUUUUGCAAUUUUUUGUCAACCUUUCCUGAAAUUAUAGACUCUAAUAUGUCUGAAGCUGUUACGAGGGUACAUAAGGAAUUAUUUCAUUUUAUGCAAAAUGUGCCUUAAGCAGUUGUGUAAUAUGAAUUCAGAAAAAUAACGGCAUUUUUGUAUAUGCUUGUUUCAAGCACUGUUGCACAUUAACCCAGAGCUAAUACCGAUGGCAUUGUCGUACUUUUAACUCUGUCUGCAUGAUGAGUAUUUUUAUUAAAUGCUUUUAUGGAUUACAGAUUUAA